CCCACGGCGUUCUCCUGCUCCUUACCCCACUCUGCAAAAUCCCUAUCUCCUCUACUUUCUACACUCUUUGCUCUGUCCGUUUCUCUCUUCUCUUCCAUAGAAAUUCCCUUUCAAGUUUCAAAACUACUUCACAGUCGUCUUCACAAGGAUCAUCUACCGUUUUAGAACUCAGAAGUAGGCUUCUUGAAUUUGGAGGCACUUUCAAGGUUGAUAAUUAGAGUGAGGGUUUAAGCAGCAAAAAAGGGAUGCAGCAACCACCACCAAUGAUCCCAGUCAUGCAUUCUUUUCCACCCGCCAAUAUCACCACUGAGCAGAUUCAAAAGUAUCUGGAUGACAAUAAGAAACUGAUCUUGGCAAUUUUAGAAAAUCAAAACCUUGGGAAACUCGCUGAAUGUGCCCAGUAUCAGGCUCAACUUCAGAAGAAUCUGAUGUACUUGGCUGCAAUUGCGGAUGCCCAACCGCAAGCCCCGACGAUGCCACCCCAGAUGGCUCCCCAUCCGGCAAUGCAGCAGGGCGGGUUUUAUAUGCAGCAUCCUCAGGCCGCAGCGAUAACACCACAACCGGGCAUUUUCCCCCCAAAGAUGCCCUUACAGUUCAGUACCCUGCACCAUCAAAUGCAGGAACAGCAGCAACUACAGCAGCAGCAGCAUCAGGCGAUGCAAGGGCAAAUGGGCGUGCGGCCCGGGGGCGCUGCUAACAACGGCAUGCACCCGGUGCCCAACGAGGCCACUCUCGGAGGCGGUACCAGCGCUUGCCCUCCCCCGACUUCCGCUCCAAGUGAUGCGAGCGGUGGAAACAAGCAAGUCAAUCAAGUGAAUCCCUCUACUGGCACCGAGGCCCAACCCAGCUCAGCCAUGGGCUCGGAAGACGCCAAGUGAUGAUGGUAUCGGCUAAAUUAUGGCGUAGUUGUUAGUAUAAGAGAAAACAAAAACCACUAGCUUAGUGUCUCUGUCUCUGCUGCGGGGCUUUGUGGAGUUUAGCAAGAAAUCGAACUGCUCGUCCUCGUCGCCCUCUCCUUAGAAUAGCUAUAGGUAGGGUUUGUUUCUCUUCUUCUUCCAAGUAGAGAUGUAGGAUUUAGACUUCCCUCUCUGUGUUGUAAAUUACACCAAGAAAAAGCUUGUGGUUUCUGCUUAAUUAAACUAGAACAGAUUUCUCUCAACCCCCAGCGAGUAUGUGUUAGAUUGUACACUAAAAGUGCAAUUUCCCUUUUACUUCAAAAUGUGGUCUUAGUGUUCCUUUUAA
Molecule: messenger RNA, 1242 nt
Organism: Ipomoea triloba (trilobed morning glory)
Lineage: Eukaryota; Viridiplantae; Streptophyta; Magnoliopsida; Solanales; Convolvulaceae
Product: GRF1-interacting factor 2-like
Exons: 5
Coding region: 246-878 (210 amino acids)
Biological process (GO): cell population proliferation; positive regulation of transcription by RNA polymerase II; leaf development
Cellular component (GO): nucleus
Molecular function (GO): transcription coactivator activity
Source: RefSeq, a predicted model, not a curated record